This is a messenger RNA of Cydia strobilella, 4709 nucleotides long. RefSeq names its product eukaryotic translation initiation factor 4E type 2 (gene eIF4EHP). Bases 262 to 918 code for a protein of 218 amino acids. Gene Ontology annotation, molecular function: translation initiation factor activity; RNA 7-methylguanosine cap binding. Lineage: Eukaryota; Metazoa; Arthropoda; Insecta; Lepidoptera; Tortricidae. Gene Ontology annotation, cellular component: eukaryotic translation initiation factor 4F complex; cytoplasm. Gene Ontology annotation, biological process: translational initiation. The transcript has 5 exons. The record is from RefSeq and is a predicted model, not a curated record.
ACAUUUGACAGUUUGAAUUCUGAUGAAGUGAUGACGGAUAGAAAAAGGUUAUAAAAUAAACAGAAAAAGAAGAAAUAAUAGGCUGAUUUAGAUAAAUUAACAAACUGAGAGAUUCUAUUAAUAACGUAUAAGAUAAUUACUUUAGCCACUAUAGUAAAUAAUAACAAAUUUAUUAACGUAAGCACCCGGACACCCGAGAAACCGCAACGUGUAUUAGGUUAGGCCGUUAGUGAAACAUGUUAGUACAAUAUUUAAAAUAACAUGACUGAAAGAAAAAUGUGCAAAUUUUACAAUUUGAAUGUACCGGAGCGACGAUCUGGCGAAGGUGGGGCGCAGAACCACAAUGAGGAUGACGAACGAGCGUUGGAGGAGGCGAUCCCGCCAGUGGUACCCCCCCAUGAACACAAACUUGAAUACAACUACUGGAUGUGGUUCUCGCGACGAGGUGCCGCCGCGCGCUCCGGCUACGGCCAGGCGCUCCGUCUGGUGGGUCGCGUGGGCAGUGUGGAGCAGUGGUGGGGCCUCUACGCGCACCUCGCGCGGCCGGCCGACCUGCCCCCGCUGUCGGACCUGCACCUCUUCAAACUGGGCAUCAAGCCCAUGUGGGAGGACCCGGCUAACGUCAACGGUGGCAAAUGGACGGUUCGGCUUCGCAAGACGCAGACGGGGCGCGCCUGGGAGGAUCUGUGCAUGGCCAUGCUCGGCGAGCAGUUCAUGGUUGGCCGAGAAAUCUGUGGCGUCGUGCUGUCCGUGCGCUUCCAGGAGGACCACCUAGCCGUGUGGCACCGGACGGCCUCGGACCGCGAGGCGGCGACGCGCGUGCACGACACGCUGCGGCGCGUGUUGCAGCUGCCCCCCUCCGUGCCCCUCCAGUACAAGGAGCACCCCGCCCUCCGCCCCGACGACGAGCGCUCGUAGCCCGCGCCCGCCCCGUGUGCCGUGCGUGUCCUGCAGUAUCCUCGUACAGCGCGGCACGGCACCCUAGGCCCGACACGACACGUCGAGGUAAACCGACGUAUUUACCUGCCUUAUAUCUCAGCAGAAAUCGGUGGCGCCCAGAUACUCCAUUAGAAACCUGUGGAUCGUUAUUUGCCUUGAGGGUUCUGCGAAAUACGAAGUUUUUUAUCUCUCUUUAUCCCAAGCUUUUAGAAAAGGAGGGAGGUCGAUUUCAUGUUUCGUAGGAAUUUGCAGUUCUGUUUGUAAUAGUAUGGGUGCAGAGAUAUCUGAAUUCAAUGAAAAUACGUUACUAAAAAUAAUGCGAUCUUGCUAUUUCUUUUACACGUGAUAUUAAGUAGCAAUUUGAUACAGAGAUGGAAUAUUGGUUUUGGCAUUUAUAGAUCGGAAUCAAAUUUGGAUAUGUCUGUAAAAACGUCUAAAUUAAAUCAAUCAAAAUGUACCUUUAAGAGGAUACGGGAGUGUUAAUUUCUCCAUGCAAACGUAAACGUACUCGACUCUUUCCUCCGUGGUAUUUGACCCUAGAUCAAUGAUUUUUUCAUCACAGAUCAAUAUUAUCAAUAUCUGUGUCGGCCUGUUUUGCUUUUUUGAUAUCUUUGUUUUUUUAAGAGCUAGAGCACUUUCAUUAUUCUCAAAAACGGCCUAAUUUACUAGGCCGCAAAGAGAAGCAUUGUAUUCAAAACGGACAUCAAUUAGCCUAAAAAGCAAAACAGUCCGACACAGAUAAUUUCAUUACCAUUUAGAUCUCAAAAUUUCGUUACGUUAAGCUUUGGAGGAGGAAACAGUCGAGUACGAAACCUCGUUUUUUGAAUUUUUACGCAGGAUUUUUCGCCUAACCUGGCGUUGUCCUUAUCGCACUUGUUUUACGAGCCGUUUCCGUUGGCGAGACGGAUAUAUUCACCUAAAAUAUUUAAAUCUCAGCUCCCAUAUCCUCUUAAAUUUAAGACAAAAGUUGUAUUUUACAUACUAUAUAUUCAGAUCGCGCGGAUGCUCAUCAGCUCAUCACGCUCCAUCAAUACUUUUUUAACUUAACUGAUUAUAACUAUGGUUGCCACCAAUAUAACUUUUAAAUUAUCAAUAACAACCUCAAAUACAUCAUUUAAUGAAAAAUCUUGUGUCUACGCCCUAAAACAGACUGAAAAAUAUCAUUAUUAGCAAUAAGAAUUGUUACCUAGUUAUUAAAUAAUAAUUUUAUUAAUCAUUUCCUAUCUGUGCCGCACAAUAAAUAUGGUAAAGCUUGGGUUAUAAAAUAAACUAGUACAAAAUCAUUAUCAAAUAAAUAGAUGCGAGAAAGUUCAUUAAAUUUACUAUUACAAUCAAUUUUGAGGUUAUAUUAUAAAUUGUUAAAAGCUUUAUUGGUGGUAACACUAUUGCAAUAACUUAUAAACUCAUAAUAUAUUGAGUAUAUUGCCGAUCCGGUUGUAUAUGCAAUACAAUGUUUAUAACAAUAGCUCGUGAACUCUCACUCAUUUUCAGCGUCUUUUAGACGCAGCGCCAUUUUUUUACUUAUGAAAAUAAAACACGAUCUUCCAAAACGUACGGAACAGCACGGCGCGGUACGGAUCUGCCAUAUUUCUAGAUUUUGACAGGUUUUAAUAUUAUGUCUGAUAGUUACAAUAAUCAUACUUACGAUCCGUCCACACCAAACAAACAGCUACUCUAAUCACAAACUUCACUGAUAAUCGCAUGCGAUUUGCAAUACAUUGCGACAGUUGAUGAGUUGAUCCGUUAUCGCAUGCUAUUGUUGCACCGUCUGUAGAAUCCUUAAUGUACUAACAGAUUGCUCUGUCAUAUGGCUGCGUUCGUAUCGGUUUUUGGUCGUUGGUUGUUUAGUGUGGACGCACCACUACAACAGUGGCAUAUUUUCAUUUUCAAAGUACCCAAUGUAUGUAGUUAUAUUUUCAUUAUUCCCGCUUAAAUGUUUUUUUAUUUUAGCUCUCAUUAGGGAUAUAAUGUAUAUGCACUGGCCAUUUUAACACUGUUUUUGUCUUGUUAUUGUGUAUUUUUCGUCGAUAUGUUCAAGUAGAUUCCAAAAGAACUCUGUGUAAUAGUUUCAAUCAAUUUUAUUAAUACGAAUUGUAUGAUAUUGUAUGGACGUAGUUCAUAAGUAUGUUAGUAUGAUUUGAAGCCAAGUUGGCAUUUUUAAAAAUAUAAUAUUUAAAUGAAUUGAAAGUUUUAGAUAAGUUGACUGAAAUGAAACUGAGUGAGAUUACGAAUUAUUUUGUAGCCGUGCUCCACUCCAUAGCCAUUGACGGUUGAAAUUAAUUAAGGUUUUUUGAAUGUUAAAUUAUUAAGAAGCCCAAUGAUAUUAUAACUUCAGAUAGUUUAUAGGCGUUCCAAAAUUAAAAUGCUUAAAUUGUACAGUUGCUCUUUAGUGGGGCAAGCUUUCACUGUGCACGUGCUAACGAGCUCCCGCACACCGAAAGAGUGUAACUAAGAUGAAUGUAAUUUGCACGACGGGUCUGACAUGUAUAGGAAGAUCCGCGGAUCCGGAUCCAGACAAUUUCAUACAUUUCGGAUCCGGAUUGCAAACCCUAGAUGAAUGGUAUACGAAAAUUAAUCAACAAAAACAGAUUCAAAAUAUUUUUAGAUCAAUACGGUUUCUCUCACUAUUAUUUUUAGUCGAUUUUGGCGACAUGUUUCGGAUUCUUCGGGAAUCCUUCCUCAGGCACGAGUGUCCGCGGCGGUUGUACGUCGUGCACUCCCGAAGAAUCCGAAACAUGUCGCCAAAAGCGACUAAAAAUAAUAGUGAGUGAAACCGUAUUGAUGUAAAUAUUUUGAAAUAUGUAUCACGAUAGUUUAAUUUCGAAAAACAGAUUCAUUCGCAAUUCGUAGGUAAGUAAUUAAAUAAAUAUGGAAGUAUUUCUGUGUUCCUUAUGUAUGACUAUAACCUGUAUAACCUCUAAAGUAAUAUAAUAUCAUUGUAGAGAGCUAACACUUAUCUUCAUGCUUUAUUCUUGAGGAUGAAACCCCGUGAGGUAUUCUAGGGACAUGUUUUUAACAUCAAAAAACCUUAUUAUUGCCCAUACUGAAGCGUCAUCUGUUGUGAUUUCGUUGUAACUAUGUCUGAAAUUCGCCCUAGCGAUUCAGCAGAUUCAUUCUCACAACGCGCAGUGUACAUAAUAGUAAAAUUGAGUGAAUAUCAAAUUUUAUAAUUGUGAGAAUGUGUUGUUUCGGGGUCACUAUGGUUUUCCAUAUGAAAGGUACACGGAAAGAACAUGUCUAGUCACUUUUUUUCGAAAAAUUAGAUUUUCAUUUCGAAAUGUAGAGCUCUUAAUAAACUAUUAGUUAUAUCUUUUGCUACCACUGUAUAAUAUAUGCAACACGACAUUUUUUUAGUUAAAAAAGACCUGGUCACGGAAUUACUAUACAUUUUGACAUGGUUCCAAAUUUUAAAACCGCGAUUAAAAAUGUUACUAAAUUGACUAGACAUGUUCUUUCCGUGUACCCUUCAUAUAGUUUUAAGUCAUAAUGGAUAUUGUUUGUCCACAUUUUCGUUAGUCAUUAUUUAGUUUUUCUCAGAAACGCGUAACUUUUCAGGAUUGCCAUAAAACAAACCUAACCUAUAUAUAGGAUAACCUAAGGAAAAUCCUAAAAAGUUAACGGUUUCAGAAUAUGACUAAUGAUAAUAUGACAAUCAUUACAUUAUGACUUUCAAUAAUUAUGUCAAACAAAGGGACCCCGUUGUGUCGCCUACCCUUGUACAGUUUAAACUGGUUUACUGAAAAUAAAGAAUCAGCCUUUGUAUACUUUCA